Messenger RNA from Orbicella faveolata, 4998 nucleotides. RefSeq lists its product as uncharacterized. Lineage: Eukaryota; Metazoa; Cnidaria; Anthozoa; Scleractinia; Merulinidae. The record is from RefSeq and is a predicted model, not a curated record.
AGAAAGAAACAAUAGGCGGAGAGUUCAUUGUUUAGUUUACCGCCUCAUCAUGAGGUAAUGAGUAUUGUCGCGCAUUCAUAGCAACCAAUGAAAACAGCUCGUUCGGAGCAUCGAUGAAUAUUAAUAAGCGUCAUGACAUACCUAUACACUUUUUCGAACUGUAAGUAAAUGUCCCGAGAACAAUAGGCAUUCUACGCCAUGCUUCCGAAUUACGAGCAGACCUAGUAGGUUUCUUAAAUUUCAAAUGCACCUCUGUUGGGCAGUUCUAAGAAAAUCAAGAAGCGUUGCACGACCUUACAAGACCCUCAUAGACUGAGACAUCGCUCUAACUGCUUGAUUCUUUACUGGGCCAUUCGAAGUUUGCACAUACACAGGCCUAGUUAAGAACAGAGCUAGGUUUUCCUUGAAAAAAGAAUAUUUUACUGUUAAGACUUCCUGUAAUUCUGUCAGUUGUCUUAGAGAGCAACGGGAAGACGCUGUUGAAGCGAUUCAAUUACACCGGAAUUAGUUCCAUGUGUGGCAAGAUAUCAAGACGGUCACCCUUUAGCAGUCCUACGUUUUUAUUGUUUUGUUAUUUUUCUCUGCAAUCAUCAUUGAAUGGAAACCUAAUGCCACGCGUCAUUUUACGCGGUAUUUUACGUGUUUCACUCGCGAUCUAGCACCACUACAGAAAUAACCAAGCUAAUGUACAAUAACCGUAAGAAUCGCUAAGCCGCAAUGAGCUGACACAAAGCCAGAGGACGCAAAAAAACAUUGUCAUGCCAUGCCCACGUGAUAUUUUCUCAAACAAGAAGCUAAUUCCGGUGUAACAUAAUCGUUGUAACUUUCCGGUUGCUCUGUGAGAAAAGUGAAAAAGAAAACAGCAGGACUUAAACAGUUUGUUCGAGAUAUAAAGAUAUAAAAGCUCUUGACGAUCCAAAACUUAAUCAGUUUGAUUGCUCCUAUUCGGGAGUAAACGGCGCCUUCUAGCCUUUGUCAGUGCUGAUCUCAGGGACAUACGGUUAAAGUUACUGUUGAAUAAAAUGUCAGGGGCAUUACAAGCCCCCUUCCUAUUGAGUAUCGGCAUCGCCCUGGUGACAAGCUUAGCCGCGUUGGAGCUGCCUUAUGAAGUCCUAGACUCCAUAGUGGAGCUGAGCGACACUGAUCAGGACUUCACAGACCUCACCCGCGUGAACGUAUCUGAUGACCUGGGUCCCACCCGUCCCAUCUAUCGCCUGGACCUUGAACCAGAUUUUAUAGCCUACUACGAAAUUGACAUCGGAAGUGACUACGUAGUACUCUCUUCCGGUAAAAAAACUGGAGAUUAUCGAGAAGUGGAGAGUGGCCCGGAUCCAAGACCAACUGAUGUGCUCAUACAGCAGGCUCAGGACAAUGGUCAGCGGUGCGCCAAGUUUUAUCGCUUGUCACCAAUGGGAUUGACGGUUUGUAAGAAUGACAAUGGAACUGUUGUGGCAGCGAAUUACAACUGGACGGCUACUACUCCCCAGAUUAAAGAUUGGCGAGAGCUGGAUCAGAUGGUGAAUCAAAGUCUUAAGGACUUUAAACAGCAGUGGCGACAAAGGUCUUUACAGAGGCGGUCGCGGUCAGACUGGGCAACCACAGACGUGGAUCCUAGAGGAGGAGGAAAGAAGAAAACGGGCAUUAACGAGGAAGCCCUUUUUCCUGGCUCCGUUAUGAAACUUGCUCUAGGUGAACGCUUCAGAUCUGUUGGCGUCUAUAUAAGAAACAUUGGUAAUUCACGCAUGCACCACAGUUCAAGAUCCGAGUGGCAGCAGAGACUCUGUAAGGUGCUUGUCGACGUGUGCAAGCCAGAGGGAAGUACCAAGGUAAAUCCAAUUGCUAUAAUGGAGACACCCAAUCAUCUCUCAUACCUGAAGCUUGAGGUGCGGGGUAACCGGACACUGGUGGGAAAUAUCUUAGAGUGGCGUGAAAUCGGAUUUGUCGUGGAAAUUAAAGGACGUAAAAACGAAGUGAUAAAGAAACAUUUUGCGAUAAAUUUGCAGUCCAAACGAUCCAGACGCUCCAUAACUACAGGAUCGAUUCCGGCUGAAUACAACUUUCCUGACUAUGACCAGCACGAUUGUUGCGGUUGUAAGAGUGGAUGCAGUCCUGUGGCCUGGGCUCAAGUGUUUGGAUACUUCGACAGACGUGCAAGGUUCGUCCCCGAUUUUUUUAGUCCAACAAUAUACGGCGAUAAGUACACUGUCGCUCCGUUAUACCUGACGUAUGACGUAAAGCGCUUUGUAGAGGACAUACGAGAUGAGGUUGAAACUUUCUGUAGUAAUGGUGAAGGCGCCACUCAACGUUCCAAAAUGCACUACAUUGCGCCGUGGUUUCGAGCGCGCCAAGGAUCCAGAUCAAGGGUUGCUACUUAUGUCGAGAAACGCAAAAAACGGAGCACUAAAAGCAGUGGAGGAUUCAUUCAACGAGGAGGCUCAUCUUGGAUUGCAUCCAAAGCUGUCUAUUACUUAAAAUACGGCUACCCUGUCAUUCUGAGCAUUACACUAGAAGGUGGAGGCCAUGCGGUCGUCGCCACGAAAUACAAGCAAAGGUCCAGAAGUGAGCGUCAGUGUGACACUACGAAGACUGGAUGGUGGUGGGGAGAGAGGACCAAAGAAAACUGCUACUGGAAGACAGUCUACGAUAACGAGUUCUUCUUACAUUAUGGUUGGGGAGGAUAUAGCAACAAGUGGCAAGAAGUAGGUGUAAAGGGUGCUUACUGCGCUUAUAUUACAUAGAAAUAAGUCUUCUUAGAUACAACGCACAUUUAAUUGAAGAUGUAUUUUUAUUAUUGCUGACAGGCGUAGACGUCUUUGUACUCUGUUUAUGACACUUAGCAGAAAAAUUGUAUACCUUUUUUGAGUUUAUGAAUUUUAUUCGAGACCCUGGUAUUUUUAAAAAAUUUUUAAAUUGAAGUUUUCGGACUUUGUGCAAUGUAAAACAUUAUCUUGGGGUGACUUGUGUCACAAACUGGACACCUAAAUUGAACAGUUUAGAUGAUUUACACACCUCAGAUGUUUGAAUCCUGAAGCUUGAAUACUUUGCUAAAGCGCUCCCUCCCCUCUCACCCUCUAAGCUAUCGAACGUAACAAAACCCUAAGCUAUAUGGCGUCAAUGUAAUUGUACUUUUUGCAUCAGUGCAACACAAUUAAGAAAGAGUAAACGCAUUGGCUAAUCAUCAACAUUCUCAUGAGUCGAAAUAAAUUCAGCAAAUUAAGUUCGCACGCAAGUAACGCAUCAUUUUUUGUCAACUGUGCCUUUUAGUACGAAGAAGAAAGGAGGAAGCGCAAUGGCAUGAAUUCCUCAUAGAGGUUUUGUUCUUACAGUUGUUUUUAGAUCACUCUCAGUUUCAGAUAUGUUACCUAAGCCUCGAAAUAGCCAAUCGCGUGGUCCAGAUUUGCACAAUACGUGCGUGGACAAUCUAAUAGUCUCUACAUGCAUUUCCAUGUUUUUAAGUGUUGUUUCACAGCAUUUCCGUUUUGAGCACCGAACGUUCCGGGCUCGAGAAUGCCGCCGGUGCAAGAGAAGUUUAACCGUUUCUGUGCUUUUGCGCACUCUCUGUAUCCAGGCACCGGUAUGUACUUCGCUCCGGCCUCAGUAGGGGCUCAGCAUUAAUUUGGGUCAACCUUAACGGUAAUUUAAAUUUGCCUCGUGUCAGAAUGUUUUAUGGGCGCUUUAAGUGUCAUCGAGACUCUUACAGCAGAACAUAAAUUUCUAUGAUCAGCGAAAUAGUUUUAGCUUGUAGCGAAAUAAUGAUGAGAGAAUCGAAUGAUCUUUUUUUCUACUUAAGUGUCAUGACACUUAUAGUACACCAGACAAAAUUACUCGGUUCUGAUUGGUUGACAGCAAUACGGUUAAUACCAAGUUGUACUCCAUGGAGAGUCAGUCACAUUUGCACUACAAAAAAUCCCGACAUCCGCUUUGUUGUGCUUCAAUGACUAAAAGAAAAUGAAACAACGAUGACAAAAAGAAAUUGCCUUAGUAAGACUCUCCUUUUUUUAUAAUUUUGUCUGGUGUAAUAUAAUUAGAAAAUCGCAGGACCAUCCCGUACAAAUCAUGGUUAUUAGAUACCGUGGAAAAAGGCGAACGUAGAUGAGAAUUUUCAAAACGUUACGCACGCAUAACAAAUUAGAAUUGUUCGUAUGUUCCUGUCAAUAAUAAUAUCUUGUAUCGUUAUAAGAGACUUAAGAUAUAAAAGCAAUUGCGACUGAGUUUCGAGUUUAUGAUAACUUCAGGUGAAGUUUGAAAACUCAAAGUUCCUCGUUCCUUUCUCUGCACCAUCAGAUCCCCAGAGAGUCAAGUGCUCAGCAUAUAAUUUCUCCUUCCAAUGAUAACAUUAAAUCGAGCAAGUGGUUCAUGAGUAUAAAAACAUCCAUCGCAAGGGUAAAUGUUUGAUUCUCUUUACCCAAAUAUAGGAAAUGUAUGUAGCAUACCAAGGACAAAUUGUAUGUGAACACAAGGCCUUUGGGGUUAAAUCACGUUUUUAUCUUUUACAAAGCAUAAAUGCUGAAAUAGAUGUAUCCUUGCUUUAGUGUGACGAAUAAUUAAUUCUAUGUGCUAGGUCCGUAAAGUCAAAUACAUGUGUAUCUCUGAUGUUCUUCUAAUACAUCCUGCGAGACAGAGAUGACCUUCUCUUUCUGCUCACAAGGCAGUGAGCAGAAGUAGAAGGGAAUUUAUUUCGACGUUCAGAGUACUCCCUUUACGGCCAGUGAAGGCACCUUUUUAGUUAGUUAGUUAGUUAGUUAGUUAAUUACAUACAUGUAUUUGUCAAAGGGAAAUCAGUGGAAUUUAUUAAAUUAAAUUGAAUAAAAUACUAGGUCGCAAGAACUGGCAAGAAACUUUCAGUAUCUCAAUAGUCUAAAUCAGUUGAUGGCAGUAGUUUGCAAUACAUUACAAAAAAAUGGAAGUAAAGGAUAAGGCGUUUAAAAUUUAGCUGCUUGUAAUCACAAAACUGUAAAAUAUCUCGGACAUGUUAAGUCCAAUAAACAUGCAUGAGAA